Messenger RNA from Mollisia scopiformis, 1663 nucleotides. RefSeq lists its product as uncharacterized. The record is from RefSeq and is a predicted model, not a curated record. Bases 1 to 1647 code for a protein of 548 amino acids. Gene Ontology annotation, cellular component: nucleus. Lineage: Eukaryota; Fungi; Ascomycota; Leotiomycetes; Helotiales; Mollisiaceae. Gene Ontology annotation, molecular function: protein binding. The transcript is spliced from 3 exons.
AUGGAUUCCAUCGACGCCUUCGGCGUGGAAACCAAAGUCUAUGGCGGAAUCCCUCUCCCAAAUCGUGUUGAGACAGACAAACUCCUUGCUUUCAUGGUAACCCGUGCCGAUCCAUCUCCAGGAGUCCUCGCGCGUGCCUCUAUCAAGAAAGGUGAUCUUAUCUUCAAGGUCAAAGACCCUCUCGCCAUUGUGGGAGACACUCCAGAGGCUUUACGGAAAACUUGCGACUUCUGCUUUGCGACUGUGUUUCCAAUUGGCGGAGAGGAUACAUGGAUGACAACGGAUGGCAAGAUCGAGAACAAGCUACAGCCUUGCACUGGAUGUGCUGUAGUAUACUACUGCAACGAGAACUGUAGGGCAUCAGCUUGGGAGCACCAUCACAGCCGCGAAUGCCAUUCCUUCGAUACCCUCAGACAAAUGCAGUAUAUCAAAGCUCACAGGGGAGACCUGCAUAUGCUCAGUAGUGCUAAGUUUCGACUCCUUUUGCGCUAUGUCCUUCUCUUUCCCAAGUAUAAGAUCGUGUAUGAAGCUUUCGACUACUGUCUUCCGGGCCAAACAAACCUCUUGCUGGAUCCGCACUUCAAGAAUGGUUUAUACUUGUAUCUUGCCAGACUCACCAAAAUGAUCAUCGGAACCCAACUUGACGAGGCAACUCUCCAACACAUUCUUGCCACAUUUGGCUACCACGCCAGUCCUGUAGCUCUCCCUCUUGUCAAAGCACAUUCGACAUGCGUCUUCAUGGAAGCUAGCUCAACAGCUAUGGUUGGAAUAUGCGUCGAACCCUUCGUUUCUUAUUGUGCCCACGACUGCAACCCAAAUUCCAUGCUCAUAUUUGAGGGAAACGAAUUGCGCGUACGGGCAACCAGGAAUAUCUCCAAGGACGAGGAAAUCACACUGAACCGCGCGGGAGAUCGACCUGACCACGAAUUCCGUCGACAAUUCCUGAAGAACAGACACCUCAACUGUCGAUGCUGCCUGUGCAACUCUCCCUUGCCAGCUCCAACUGGUUAUUUACGUCUUCAAACCUUGAAGUUGUGCGCUCUCGGAACAAUGAAGGCUGCUAACCGCAUCGAAGACAUUGAACGAGGCAUCCAAGCUAUCUUGACAGCUAGAUUCGGCUAUGGAUCUCUCCACAUGCAUAAACUGCACGAGAUACUUGCCAGUGCGUACGCAGUAAGAGCCGAGUAUGCUACAGCGCUGAAGAUCUGCCUCAAGAUGUUCUACGUUAUCGAGCCUCUUAUCCUCAACAUGCACUUGGAGCCGUUCCCCAUUCAUGUUCGAGCCUCGACUUUGUUUCGCGUCACAUGUUUGCUUGAAUCCGAUGCUAUAAAGCCUCCCCCACACAUCCCACGGCUCCCUCGUAACAUCCAAGUUCUGGUACCAAAAGUCAGCAUGCACCUCAGGAAAAAGCUGCUAAACUUGUUCCCAUUGUCCUUCGGCGAAGAUGCCAUUGCAGUUCGACUGGAAAGAAACGCAUUGGAGCGAAACAUGGACUAUUUGAUGAUUGGGAGGAGGCAUCAAGGUUUGCUCUGGAGAUAUGUACCUCUCGAAGAGAGCGUGGAGGAGAAGACAGUGUUUGUGAACAGCAUGAAUGAGCUCUUGGCGUGGGCAGGGAUUGAGAAGUUGGAGGAGAGACAUCUCGUUUGAAUGAAACGGAUUGUGU